Plasmodium knowlesi strain H is the source of this 789-nucleotide messenger RNA. RefSeq names its product conserved protein, unknown function. The transcript is spliced from 10 exons. The record is from RefSeq and is a predicted model, not a curated record. Bases 1 to 789 code for a protein of 262 amino acids. NCBI's taxonomy places the organism in Eukaryota, Apicomplexa, Aconoidasida, Haemosporida, Plasmodiidae.
AUGGAAGAUUUAGCCAAAAGCGGAAUCUACAGCAAACAGUUCUCCCUCAGCCAAAGCAAGCACAGCAGCGAAAGGUUGCAGAGACUUGAAAAAAGACUAAGCGGGCUACACUUUAGCAUCGAAUUGCAGAAAAAUGAAAAGAUUGAGAAACUAAACGAGAAAAUCAACCUCCUGGAGGAGAAACUGAUAGAAAUGAACGAAAACUCAAAUAGGACCUUCGAAAAAUUAAAUGAAAAGCUGAACGACAUCAAAGUGGACGUUAAUAAUUACAAGACUGAAUUGGAAGAGUUCAAAAAUGACCACAAGAAAAAACUAGAAAUCCUUCAGAAGAAGGCUGAAGAAUUCAUAGACAAAGAAAAGGAAGAAUGGAACAAACUCAAAAUAAAAUUAAUAAAAGAUUUUCAAAAUAAGACUAGCUUACUGAAGGAAGAAAUGACCGAGGAGUAUGGAUUAUUGCAAGAAAAGGAAGAAUCACUCAGAAGAUUUUACGACAAUGAAAUUGCCAACAUCAAAUCGGUUGUCCAAAAUGAAAUAAACGAGAGAAUAAAAACAGAAAAGAUUAUCCUACGGGACGUAGAUGAUAAAGUCAACGAAAUUAUUAAAAUAAUUAAAAAUGAGAAAAUCACUAGGGAAAACUACUCGGAAAAUCUCGUGUCCCUCAUGGAGCAGUACUUUUCGCGAAUAAAAAAGGAAAUUGAUAAUGAACGACUCGAAAGGGAAGACACGGAAGAAACGCUGGUUCAUUUAAUGGAGGAAGCUCUGGAUAAAAUUGGAAUUCCAUUCGCAUGA